AUGAAGGUGAUUGUAGGGAUCCAGAUGCAGGAUGUGAGAAGUCAGUUACUGGCAACGGCGAUAUCAGGGAAGGGAACGAACCUGCCCCGUGGACUGCGAGCUGACGUAUGUGAAGCCCUUCACAAAGUGCCAAGCAAUAAAUAUUUAGCCGUUAGCUGCACAGCUCUGAUCCCCCAUCUAGUUUUGUCUCCAUCGCGCGCUGGCUUAGUCGAAGACCCCGUUGUGUCCACCCCUGUGGUGCAGCGUGGGUGUGCGAGUCCCUCUCCUCUCCUCUCCCGUCUGCAGAUCCGAGUCGUCAGCAACAAGAUGAUCCGUGUCACCCAGGUGGAAAACGAGGAGAAGCUGAGAGAGCUGGAGGAAUUCAACAUGUGGAACUUCGUCUUCUCCUUCUUCAAAGAGAAGCUGAACGACACCUACAUCCCCGUGGAUCUCUACAGCGAGAAAACCUGCCUGAAAAUAGAGUUGCCGGAGUCAAACACCAACUACAGCGUCGUCCUCCUCCGGUGGUUUGACCCCAAGCUCUGCCUGGUUUCCUUCCUGGGCCUGCUCCUGUUUUUCUCCGGGGAUUUACUGAGCAGGAGUCAGCUCUUCCACUACUCAGCUGGGAUAAGCAUCGGGAUGCUGGCCUCGCUGCUGAUCCUCAUCUACGUGAUGGCCAAGGUGAUGCCCAAGAAAAGUCCCAUCUACUUCAUCCUAGUGGGAGGCUGGUCCUUCUCCCUCUACCUCAUCCAGCUGGUCUUCAGAAACUUACAAGAGAUCUGCAAGUCCUACUGGCAAUAUCUCCUGGGCUACAUGCUGCUGGUGGGCUUCGCUAGCUUCGCCGUGUGCUACCGGUACGGCCCGCUGGAGAACGAACGUAACAUCAACCUGUUGACGUGGAGCCUGCAGCUUCUGGGCCUGCUGCUCAUGUACUUGGGCAUCCAAAUCCGGCCCAUCGCCCUGGCGCUGAUCGCCAUUGCCGUCUGCACCAAGAACCUGGAGUACCCCGUCCAGUGGCUCUACGCCACUUACAGGAAGGUGCAGAAAGCCACAGCGAAGCCGAGCCCCCCUCGCCUGCUGACCGAGGAGGAGUACCGGCUCCAGGGGGAGGUGGAGACGCGCAGGGCCCUGGAAGAGCUGCGCGGAUACUGUAGCAGCCCAGAGUUCUCCGCCUGGACUGUGGUUUCCCGCAUCCAGUCUCCGAAGAGGUUUGCCGACUUUGUGGGCGGCGCCUCCCACCUCACCCCGAACGAGGUCUCCGUCCACGAGCAGGAGUACAGCCUGGGGGGCUCGUUUGUGGAGGACCAGCUCUUUGAGGAAGACGAAGACGACUCCUUUGAAGGGGAGGGUCGCGCAGACUUCUCCGUGUCCCGGAACCACCUGGGCUUCGAGUGAGGGAGCCGUGCGGACGGAUUUGGCGGUGGAGCUGCGGCAGCGCCCUGCCGGCGUGGGGUACAAUCGCUGCUCUCCGAGCGCCCCCGUGAGCGCACGUGUGUGUGUGUGUAAAACCCAGUCUGUCCGUGCGAGUGCACCAGAGCCAGCCAGGCUGGCAGCGCCUCCUGCUGGAGCCAGUGACACGGGCAGUCGGCAUUGAACUCCACCCAUCUGACCUGGAAGCGCUUUGCCCUCAGCUGGCACCAGACCGGGUCCCUCUCCCGGCUGCACGGCACUUGUCCCCUUCCCGGCUUUCCGCAGCCAAAGGAUGUGUGGGGCGGGGAAGAGGUGUUCUGGGGGCACUUCCCUUCUGGGGAAUCCACACGUCGCUUUGCAACCUGCCAGCGGAGCUUCCCCCAGCCCUGUGGGGGCAGAGAGGAAUAGGGGCUGCUUGUCUGUUGGACUGGGAAAGCCCCUGCCCCCCGGCCGUCCUGAACACGGGCAGGGGCUCUGUGGGGCUGGAGGGUUCUGCACAGGCCUGUGUCUGUAGGGCACUGGUACUGUCGUACCGGUGAAUGGCCCCCGUCUCCUCCUGCUGGCAGCGCUCUGGGCCUUGUCCAGCCCCAGAGACCAUUUCGUUCUCCUGCUCCCCUGGGGCUCAGCUGCGCAGGAGGGGGGCAGCCCCCAAGUGAUGGCAGAAGAGCAGCUGCCACGCCCAGUGCCUGCAAGAGCGCUCUGCCCGUAGCAGGGUGGCUUUCCUGGGGCGCAGGGGUCCCCUCCCUCGGGUGCUGAGCUGAGCCCAGCCCCUUUUCUCUGGGCAUCCUGCCCCCAGCAGGAAAAAUAACCCCACUUUCCAGAGCCCACUUCCCACGGCUCCUGGACUGCUGCCCCCUGCGGGCUGUCGGCGGGCUGCGCCUGGCUGCUCUGAGAUCCGGGGCGUUAGCCGGUUUGCAGGCACAGGCUGGCGUGGGGGUGCGUGGGAAGAGGGCUGCCUGUGGGCACAGUAACUUGAUCUCUUCCUCCUCCCACUGGGAGCCGGGUUUGUUUGCACAAGAGGAGAACUUUGGACCUGCAGCUGACAGGUGCGUGCCGGGCAGCUGACUUCCUGUUCCCCUGCUAGGAAAUGCUGCCAGCUCCCCCCCAUCAGUAAUGGGUUUGGGGGGGGGCAGGAACGGCUUCCUAACACCAAAGAAACCAGAGGCCUCCGAGCGGUCUCUUAGGCCCAGCACCCUUGAGCGUCUCCCUGUGGACAUGAGGAAAACCCGGCUUCAGGAUUUGUGUGUCUGAAUGUUUCCUGCUCACCUGCUUUGUUUGUGGUUCACUUACUUACGUCCACAGCCAGAGCCCCUUUAACUGCAUAGUGCCCGAGCGGCUGCCCCCGUCUACCCCGUCAGCAUCAGUCGCGGGGCUCCCUAAGCCCCUGUUCUAGGCCCGGCCGUUACAGCUUCUCUGCCUAGGGAGUCCUGUGCUAAUGCAGUGCACGGCGAGGUGUCCGUGUCCCCCCCAACCUCUGGUUCGGCUCCACGUCCCCUCUACCCUGUCAACAAGCGGCUGGGUGGCCUGGCGCGUCCCCAGCCCUCCACCUGCCUUCGCUGCUUCCAUCUUUGCUGCUCCCUGAAGGAGUCCCGUCCCCUGAGCCGGGGUGCUGGAGCACUGCCCUGCCGGCUGCUAGCCCGCGUUUCCAGCGUGCAGGGGGGAGCCCAGGGGUGCUUGGCUGCACUGGGAACUCAGGCCUGAGGAGCAGGGAGCUGAGGGAGAGGCUGGCUAUGGGGAUUAGCACCACUGUCUCCGGAUCCGGCUGUGUGGAGCCUAGAGACCGGCUAAACCAGGGCUGAGCUAAAUGGUCAAAGCAACUAGUGAUGGAGGCGGGGGGUCCAACCUGCCCCCCUCAAAGGAGUCAGAAUCCCAGACUUUUUUUUUGCAAAUCAGGCCCCUUUAAGUCGCCUCCAGCUGGCCCCCAACAUCCCCCCUGAACCCCGAAAGGCUGAUUUGUGCCUUAGCGCUGAGCCGGUGCAGAAAGCAGCCGAGGUGUGAAGCCGCCGGGCAGAGCUGUCCUGUCUCAGCUGAUGUGGUUCGUUUCGUGACAAUGGCCCCGUGCGGGGCUUGUGACUAUGCAAAGUGUCUGGGCGUGAGCCAGAGCGAAAAUGGACGGGCCCAGGCCGGGGGGGAACUGGCUGUGUACAGGAGCGCCGGGCACAGUGCCCAGGGCUCAGGGAACCCUUUGGAGCCUGUGGCGCCGGCGGGAGUGGGCAAGGCUGGCUGCUCGCCUGCCGUAGGUGAAGUAGGCUGCGAAUGGCCCAGCCCGUCCACCACUUCUAGCUCUGAACUCGGAGCAAACUCUGUCCCAGCCUCUUCCUCCAUCACGGGCAGCGUGUGGGCCUGGCUGGCGCGGCCUGUGGGCCUGGCUGGCGCGGCCUGGGUGACAGGCCUUAAGCACAAAUGUGGGGCGAUGCUCCUCCUUCUCUAUGCAACUGUCUGAGCAAUAACUGCCCUUGAGUGGCUUCUCUGGGGAAAGUGCUCCCCGCAGGGCCCCGAUCCCGCUCGCUCCCCAUGAAGUAAUGUCGGAGCAGCCGGCUUUCGUCCUUCAUUGGCGUGCCAGGCGCAGCUGCAAAAUAAUUGGGCUGGGGGGGGGGGCAUCCGUCUGUGCAAUGCGAUCGGCGGUCUUGGCACUGCCUAUAAGCUGCGGAGCUGCCGGAGGUUAUAGACGCGGCGGGUAAUUCCCAGUUUAGUUUUAAAUAUUUCUUUUUGGUGCUGUGCCCGUCUUCAGUGUUAUCCGCCGCAAGCGGCCCUGCCGCCCAGAGGUUAUUUUUCUCGCUGUUGUUCAUGCAGGUUCAGAUUUUUAAUAAAGUUUGUUUUUGUA
This is a messenger RNA of Chrysemys picta bellii (western painted turtle), 4213 nucleotides long. NCBI's taxonomy places the organism in Eukaryota, Metazoa, Chordata, Testudines, Emydidae. The record is from RefSeq and is a predicted model, not a curated record.